GUAUAUAGCUACAAUCCAGAUCGACUUCUUGUUGAGAGAUUUGUUACAUUAGCAGCUUGUACAGCCAGUUGACCGAUAUUUUAGUACGUGUGAUCACACCAUUUGUGUUGAUAAGAAUUUUACAUUCAUAAAAUAUUUUUAAUGUGUUUAAAGAGGUGAAAGUGUUUCAGCCGAGUAACAUAGGAAUCAAUGUGUUUUGUAAUAUUGAAAGGUCAUACAAAUUUUAUUGCCUAAUUCAGAUUUUAUCAAUUAAAAAUUAUUUGUUUUAACUCAGCAAAUUUUUCGUUAUUCUAAAGUCGUGUCUCGCGUUGCAUUGAUUCUCUCAAGUUGUUUUGAGGUUUUUUUUUUACAUUUUUUUAUUUAAAUUUCUUUGAACAAAACAAAUUUGUUGCCAUGGAAUCGAACGGUCCAUCGGAAGUAAAUGAAAGCACCGAUGUGGAGAGCAAUGGUUCCAAAGUUAGCUUCAAUUUUAGCAAUGAUCAAAGCGAUGACGGAAAAUCUAGAUGUGAUUCCAUUGCCUCGCGUGUGUCUGGGGUGAGUCAAUUUUCCAAAAUCCACAUCAACAACAACAAUGAGCGACGAUCAUCUCUGCGAAGGAAUGUCAGUAAAGGUAAUCUGAUGAGCAGUGACCAUACGGAGUCCAAGGUGCUGGUAAUCUACACAGGUGGAACCAUCGGUAUGAUGAGAAAUGAAAACGACGUUUUGUGUCCCAUGCCGAAUGCUCUGGUGAAAAAUCUUCGCAAAUAUCCGAACAUGCACGACGAACAAUAUGCACAAAAAAAGUACGGGCCGGCUGCUAAUAUGGCACCGCUUGUAUUACCGCAUGUUGUUGGAGAAGGUCGUCGCGUUAUUUAUACGAUAACCGAGUACGAUCCGUUACUGGACUCCAGCAAUAUGUCGAUCAAUGAUUGGAUCCGUAUUGCUGAAGACAUAAAGCAGUCGUACGAGUUCUUCGACGGAUUUCUGAUAUUACACGGAACGGACACACUGUCGUAUACGGCGUCUGCCCUGUCAUUUAUGCUGGAAAAUUUGGGGAAAACGGUGAUCAUAACUGGAUCCCAGAUUCCGAUAUUCGAGACGCGAACGGAUGGAAAAGACAAUUUUACGGCCGCUUUGAUCAUAGCAGGAAAUUAUGUUAUUCCAGAGGUUUGCGUAAUGUUUGGCACCAAAUUAAUGCGAGGAAAUCGAACGGUCAAGGUUAGCGCAAACUGUUUGGACGCCUUUAACACACCCAAUACUGCGCCCAUUGCUCAAAUUGGCAUUUCGUUGAACGUUGAUUAUCGUUUGAUCUUCCGGCCAUGUACCGUGUCGAAGUUCGCCGUUCACGUGAAAUUGGAUGAAAAUGUUGGACUGUUGCGUAUCUUUCCGAGCAUUUCCUUGGCCACUAUCAAGGCGUUUCUAAAUCCACCCAUUAUGGGUGUGGUGCUGCAGACUUUCGGUGCCGGCAACAUUCCGUCAAAUCGUGCAGACAUUAUCGAUGAGCUUAAAUCUGCCACCGAUCGUGGAGCUAUAAUUGUGAAUUGUACUCAGUGUGCAUCGGGUGCUGUAAAGGAAAUCUAUGAGACCGGUUCAGUAUUACGCGAAUGUGGAGUUAUUAGCGGUUUUGAUAUGACCGUUGAGGCAGCCCUAACCAAAUUAUCUUACGUUCUGGGUAAAGACGAAUGGACGCUAGACACAAAGAAACAGAUGAUGGAGCAAAAUAUUCGAGGCGAGCUUACGUCUGGGAAACCAAUUCAAGAUUUUGAUUUGGUUGAUGCCGUUGCACGAUCCCUUCAUCUAUCGUCCCCGAAACAGCUCAUUCAACUUGGUGCUACGCUAUUUCCAGCAAUGGUUAACACGGCUGUGGUCCAGGGCGACAAAGAAAAGUUGAACACAUUGAAGAGUUACGGUGCCGACCUAUCCGCUAUGAAUUACGAUCAGAGGACCGCUCUGCAAAUUGCUUGUUGCAUCGGUGACUACGACAUCGUCAAGUAUUUGUUGCUCAAUGGCGUCUCGGUGCAUACGCGCGACCGUAACGAUCGUACGGCCCUCAUCGAUGCCAUUAACAAAGACUAUCACGAUAUCAUUAAGCUGCUGGUGAAAUGUGGCAGUCACAUGACCGGAUCGUCCCGAUUGAUCGGAGAACAUUUGUGUGCGGCAGCGGCUCGGGGUUUAGUUAAACGCAUGGAAUCGUAUCGCUUAGCCGGAGCCGAUUUAUCGCAACCCGAUCCAUCCGGUCGAACACCACUGCAUCUGGCCGCGUUGCAUGGACAUGUCGAUUUGGUGAAAUAUUUGAUUAAAAGUCACGUUGAAUUGGACGACGUUGAUAUGCUGGGUCUGUCGCCGUUGGAUUACGCGAUGAAAGUUAAGAAUGAGGAGAUUGUGGCCAUUUUGUCGGAGAAAUUGGCUGCUUCGGAGGGUUGAGCCUUGGAGUUUAUUUCUUUUGUUGAUGGUCGUAGAGAAUGGAAAUUAUGAUUCCCUUGUAGUGAAGCAGAAAACUAUUUUUACAAGUUGACCCAGCUUCGGUAAAAUGUGUGAACUGUGAGAGUACUUUGAAUUAAUAAUAAAAAAUCAUUUGGAUUAGUAUCUUGAGA
Messenger RNA from Bradysia coprophila, 2573 nucleotides. Its product is annotated as L-asparaginase. Gene Ontology annotation, molecular function: asparaginase activity; protein binding. Gene Ontology annotation, biological process: amino acid metabolic process. NCBI's taxonomy places the organism in Eukaryota, Metazoa, Arthropoda, Insecta, Diptera, Sciaridae. The record is from RefSeq and is a predicted model, not a curated record.